Molecule: messenger RNA, 324 nt
Organism: Gongylonema pulchrum
Lineage: Eukaryota; Metazoa; Nematoda; Chromadorea; Rhabditida; Gongylonematidae
Source: the annotation of a GenBank genome assembly
AUGUUUCAGGAAGUUUCGACAUAUACAGAGCCAGCGCCAAGCGAAGAGGAUGAGAUUCCAGUAGGAGAAACAGUUGAUGCACUGAGGGCUCAGCUGGAGGACGUGCAGAGGAAACUAAAUGCCAAAACUGACUCGUUGAAUAUUUUGGAGAAGGCGAAAAAUGAUAAUGAUUGGAGUCUCGGCGAGCACAAGCAGUGGCUAGCAGAUGCCAACGAAAGGGCUAACCAGCUGAAUGCGUUAUGUCAGGAGAAGGAGCACGCCAUCCAGGACCUGGAGAACAGACUACGCGAAGCAGAAGCAAAUACUCAGGAAGUUAUCAAGUAA